Entelurus aequoreus (snake pipefish) is the source of this 2985-nucleotide messenger RNA. RefSeq names its product zinc finger protein 260-like. Gene Ontology annotation, biological process: regulation of transcription by RNA polymerase II. Gene Ontology annotation, molecular function: RNA polymerase II cis-regulatory region sequence-specific DNA binding; DNA-binding transcription factor activity, RNA polymerase II-specific. NCBI's taxonomy places the organism in Eukaryota, Metazoa, Chordata, Actinopteri, Syngnathiformes, Syngnathidae. The record is from RefSeq and is a predicted model, not a curated record. Gene Ontology annotation, cellular component: PcG protein complex; transcription regulator complex. The coding region runs from base 1 to 1893 and encodes 630 amino acids. The transcript is spliced from 5 exons.
AUGGGCCCAAAAACAUCAGUUUCCAGUUACAUGCUGACGGACUUAAAGAUUUCCAGCCUCACUAGGCAACAGUUCUACGACCUUCCCAAGAUCUACACCCAAAAAAGGAUGCCCGUAACAACAAGAAACCUCAUCAAUGAAGAGGAGUUGGCUAAAUGGCCACACUUGGAUGGCGUCACUCUUCCUCGUAUUCAAGCCGAUGUAGAGCUAUUGAUUGGGACCAAUGCAUCUAAACUGCUUGAACCCUGGGAAGUGGUCAACAGUCGUGGAAAUGGACCGUCAUCAGAAGACAAAGAAGAAAUGUCUAGAGAUGACAUGAAGUUCAUGAAGGUCAUGACUGAUUCGUGCAAGCUUGAAGAUGGACACUACACUUUGGAACUUCCCUUUAAAAAGAAGGAUGCUGUGUCUCUGCCCAACAAUCACUGGGAACACUCAGGGGCAGAUUGCAUGGAGGACAAACAGUUUUCGACCGUGUCGUGCCGUGUGUGGUCAGGUCUCGCUGCUGUGACAAUGUGCCAUUCAAGAACUGGACAUUCAAUCAUUUGCACGCGUCAAACUGGUCAACACAGUCGCCCUCAGUAUCAGCCCAAAGACGUCUGUGAAGAACAUCUUCUCUCUGAGCAACACAAGUGGAGCUUCAGGAUGGACAAGGAGGAGCCACAGCCCUUCCACAUUAAGGAGGAAGAAGAGGCGCCACAUACAUUACAAAUGCAAAGGGAAGAAAAUAACCCACUGACCUCCCAUUUUAAAGAGGAAGAGGAGGAACACAGCAUCAGUCAAGAAUGGUUGGAGGAGUUCCAUGUGAUUGUGAAGAGUGAAGAUGAUGAGGUCAAAGGUGAGAGUGAGGAGAAGAGAGAGGCGGAGCCUCCAAGCAGCAGCUCAACUCAACACAUGACAACAGAAGCUGAUGGAGACCACUGUGGAGGAUCACAAGCAGACAAGCUCUUAGCUCCACUAUCAGAUAGUGAGGACACAACGUCACACUCUCCUGACACUGAUGAUGAACACUCUAAAGAUGAUAAGACAUGUCACACUGACAACAAACGCUUCACAUGUUCUCACUGUGACAAAACCUUUAAAUCUCCUAGUAAUUUGAAAAUACACAUGAGAACACACACUGGAGAAAAACCUUUUUCAUGUUCAAUCUGCGGUAAAGAUUUUAAUCAAAAGGGCCAUUUGGAAAGACACAUAAGAACACACACAGGAGAAAAACCUUUUUCAUGUUCAAUCUGCGGUAAAGAUUUUAAUGAAAGGAGCAAUUUGAAAAUACACAUAAGAACACACACUGGAGAAAAACCUUUUUUCUGCUCAGAAUGUGGUAAACGUUUUAAACAAGGUGCUCAAUUGAAAAUACACAUGAGAACACACACUUUAGAAAAACCUUUUUCAUGUUCAAUCUGUGGUAAAGAUUUUACUCUUAGUCGACAGUUAAAAAGUCACAUGACGACACACGCUGGAGAAAAACCUUUUACCUGCUCAGAAUGCGGUAAAAGAUUUGCACGAAAAUAUGACUUAAAACCACACAUGAGAAAACACACUGGUGAAAAACCUUUUUCCUGCUCAAAAUGUGGUAAAAGUUUUGUAUUAAGUCGAAGUUUAAAAGUACACAUGAGAAUACACACUGGAGAAAAACCUUUUUUAUGUUCAGUAUGUGGUAAAAGUUUUAUAGAUCACAAGCCAUUAAAAUUACACAUGAGAACGCACUCUGGUGAAAAACCAUACUCCUGUUCAAGCUGCAACAAAAGCUUUAGUUGCCGAAAAUAUUAUAUAUUACACAUGAGAACACACACAGGAGAGAAAGUGUGGAGUUGCAGUGUGUGUGGUGAAAGAUUCUCUUAUGAGAAGCAGUGUAAGAAACACAAGUGUGCUGGUGAGAACAGCAGCAGCAAAUGAAGAUGCAGGAUUUAAAAUAAACUUUCAAAACUUUAACUUUGACUUUCUAACAACAUCAGCACAUAUAACAUGUGUGACAUCAUUGUUGUGUGUGUGUGUAACACAAUCUUGUUAACAUGAUUGUAACAUUUAUAGAUUAGAUACUUCAGAUUAGUGCUUUUAUUUCAGUCAAGUACAUGAGUUAAUAUACACAUUUGUGUACUUUAAAAUGAACAGGACAAUUUAAAGGCCUACUGAAAGCCACUACUACCGACCACGCAGUCUGAUAGUUUAUAUAUCAAUGAUGAAAUCUUAACAUUGCAACACAUGCCAAUACGGCCGGGUUAACUUAUAAAAUGCAAUUUUAAAUUUCCCGCUAAACUUCCGGUUGAAAACGUCUAUGUAUGAUGACGUAUGCGCGUGACGUCAAUCGAUGAACCGGAAGUAUUGGUACACCGUUGAAUCCAAUACAAAAAACCUCUGUUUUCAUCUCAAAAUUCCACAGUAUUCUGGACAUCUGUGUUGGGGAAUCUUUUGCAAUUUGUUUAAUGAACAAUGAAGACUGCAAAGAAGAAAGUUGUAGGUGGGAUCGGUGUAUUAGCGGCUGGCUGCAGCGACACAAGCAGGAGAACUUUGAGAUGUAUAGCAGACGCGCUAGCCACACUACAUAAAAUAUGUUACAUACAAUAAACAUUUUAAGUGUAGAUAUUCAUAAUUCACUUUUAUACUUAUUCAUAAUAGUGUCUUAUAUAUGUUUUUUGAAAUAAUGAAGUGUUACAUUUUGUAUUUUCUAAUUGUAGAUGAUUCCAUAGAUGAACUCCUUUAUAUGAUAUACAUUUUUUUUUUUACAUGUGUUCAUACCUUUGCUUUUGAGUACACAUAAAUCCCUCUUAGUUCAUAUUUACUGGUUCACAUCUGAAACAUCUUCUGGACCACUUCUGGAAGCAUAUUAUUAUUUACUUUAUACAUCAUUUGAACAGUUGUCUUUUAUACAAUUUAAAAAUGUGUGACUUUAUGAAUCAUUUGUUGGGUCUCUAUAAUCCAUUCUAUGAAUUGUCUUUAUUACUCUCUUUUGUAUUAUGAAUAUUGUUGUGUGAUUGUUUUAUAUGUAUG